This is a messenger RNA of Sipha flava (yellow sugarcane aphid), 1267 nucleotides long. RefSeq names its product zinc finger BED domain-containing protein 5-like. NCBI's taxonomy places the organism in Eukaryota, Metazoa, Arthropoda, Insecta, Hemiptera, Aphididae. The transcript is spliced from 2 exons. The coding region runs from base 1 to 1248 and encodes 415 amino acids. The record is from RefSeq and is a predicted model, not a curated record.
AUGAUCUCAAGUAUACCUUUAUCAAAUAAUACUGUGCGUAGUCGAAUUCAGGACUUAUCACACGAGGUUAAAGACACCAUAAUUUCUCGUAUCGGUCAAACAAAAUUUUUGUUACAACUUGACGAAUCUACGGACGUCGCCGGAUUAGCUGUGAUGAUGACAUUUGUACGGUACGAAUUUUCUGGUAUUUUUCAUGAAGAUAUUUUGUUCUGCAAACCACUUACAUCCUCAACAAGCGGAAGUGAAAUUUUUUCUAUGCUUGAUGCCUUUUUCAUUGAAAACUCAAUACUAUGGAACAAUUGCAUUGACGUGUGCACAGAUGGCGCAAAGGCCAUGGUAGGUAAUGUUGCUGGCGUUGUUGCAAGGAUCAAAAAAGUUUCACCAAAUUGCACGAGUAGUCAUUGUGUAUUACAUCGACAUUCCCUCGCGACGAAAAAAAUGCCAGUGUUAUUAAAGCAAGUGCUUGACAACGCCGUUAAAAUUAUUAACCAUGUUAAGACACGACCUUUGCAGUGUAGACUGCUCAAAAUACUAUGUGAAGAUAUGGGAGCUUUAUUCAAGUCAUUGUUAUUACACACAGAAGUACGGUGGUUGUCGCGAGGUAAAGCAUUGUCCCGCUUACUUGAACUUCGAACGGAAGUUUUUUCAAUUUUGAAAGACAAUAAUAGUUUGCUAGCAGAUUAUUUGAAUGACCAGGAAUGGUUGUGCAAAUUAUGUUACUUGGUAGAUAUUUUUUCAAAAAUGAAUGAAUUUAGCACAUCUAUCCAAGGAAAACAAAAGACAAUAUUUGAUGCUAAUGAUAAAAUUUUUGCUAAUAAUUUACUUCAAAAUUUGAAUUCAUACUUUCCAAAGGAUGUUCAAGAAUCGAUUCGAAAAAACUAUGAGUGGAUUCUAAAUCCAUUUUCAGUGACGUCAAAAUCAGCAGCUCUCAAUGCAGCAGAAUACGAGGUUCUUAUUGAUAUAGUUUCGGAUAGUUACUAUCAGACAUCAUUUAAAAGCAAACCAAUAUCUGAAUUUUGGGCUCAGUUAGGGAAAGAUCAUUCAAUAUUAAGUUCAAAAGCUAAACUGCUUUUACUGCCUUUUGGUACUACGUAUCUUUGUGAAACCGCUUUUUCGAGGUAUACAGCUACAAAAACCAAAUAUCGAUCACGUUUGGAUGCAGAAAACGAUAUGCGUCCUCAACUGACUUCUGUGAUACCGGACAUCGACAAACUUAGUAGUAAAAAGCAGGCCCAUUGUUCACAUUAAGACUCACACAAUAAGACGU